Molecule: messenger RNA, 1433 nt
Organism: Ctenocephalides felis (cat flea)
Lineage: Eukaryota; Metazoa; Arthropoda; Insecta; Siphonaptera; Pulicidae
Exons: 7
Coding region: 123-1433 (436 amino acids)
Biological process (GO): endoplasmic reticulum unfolded protein response; calcium ion homeostasis
Cellular component (GO): endoplasmic reticulum membrane
Molecular function (GO): protein binding
Source: RefSeq, a predicted model, not a curated record
CAAGACCCUAGAAGACUAACUAAAGACCCUAGACUUUGUGCCAGAAAUGACAACCAAUAUAACCUAUAAAAACUAAUUGUUUUAAGUUUAAAGAAAAUUUAAUUAUUAAUAAAUAGAAUAUUAUGGCAGGUCACAUUAAAACACCGAAAUUUCCAACAAAAACGCCAAAAACUCCCCGUAAGCAAUGGCAAAUACCGGACACUUCUCUAUACAAAUUGAGGUACCAGUUAGCUGAAAAUGGAUGCAAGGAUUCACAGCUUGAAAUUGCCAAACGAUUGUUGGGAGAUGAAUGUGACAUAAAAGCAAUACGUGAGGCAAAUUAUAGACAAGCCAUACAUUGGUUAUUGCGUUCAGCAGAACAAGGUAAUGAAGAAGCUUUAGCUUUGUUAGAAACAUGCCAUCGCAAAGGCUUUGGUGUAACAGAAGAUAACAUAAAUGAUAUUAAAACCUGUCUCAAUAUGACACAUAAAGAAAAAUUGGCCCGUAAAACAGCAAGAGAAAUAUUCUCAAGUUUAUGCAAAGAAAGUGACCAUGUACAAUUAUGUGACUUAAAUAAACAUAUGAUCAAAACCCAUUAUUUGAAAUCAAGAAUUAAGGAUGAAAACACUCAUGAAUGUAUUGACUAUCAAAAAGUGCCAGAUAUGUUAUUGAAAGAAUCAAAUUUACUCUCAGCUGCUCUUGCUUUUGCAGAUGGAAAUAUACCAUCUAUAACAAAAUCUCUUCAGUUAAACACAUGCCUGUGUAUUUCGAAGACGCAUUGUAAUAUUUUAUCACACGUUUCAGUAAACACGAUUAAUGAAACUAUUUUGUUCAUUGCAAAUGGUGAUGGUCUUUUAGAUUCUGAAAAAAACCAGCAUGACUUUCUUGCAAAGAAUACUGCUCACCAAAAAAUGUUUUUUGCUGCAUUCAUAAUUCAUUUAGCAUUAAAUCCAUUUAUCUUUAAAUUUUGGAUUCCUCUUGCUGAAAUUGCAAUUCUUUCAUUGUAUUUGUCCAUUACUACUUUUGCGAUACUUGUUAUUGUUUCUAUAUUGUAUUUAUCUUCGAAGUUUUACAAUAUAUCCAUGCAUGUGAAUGGGAAAGCUUUGUAUAACAAUAAUGUAAAAUUUGAGCAAUAUUUAACAUGGGAAGAGUAUCAACACAUGUGUUUGAAUGCACAUGAAAAGAAUACCAACCACAUUGCUAAUCAAGUUGAUUGCUUGCAUUUGAAUGGUUUACAUAUCAAAUGGGAUGGCCAUGUCACAAAAAUCCGGCUAAGUAGAAUUGAAAACAUUUGGUCCCAAUUAUUAAAUAUGUUUCCCGAAUCAGUGAGUGAAUAUUUAAAAUGUUUUUUGGGACAAAAAUUAAAAUUUACUUGCACAGAUAAAGAUUGCAUAAUGAUCAACAAUAAAGUAAUAGAAUACAGAAAAUGUGAUAUAAGUCAAUGGAAUAGGUGA